Messenger RNA from Hevea brasiliensis (rubber tree), 2171 nucleotides. RefSeq lists its product as uncharacterized. Gene Ontology annotation, biological process: double-strand break repair. NCBI's taxonomy places the organism in Eukaryota, Viridiplantae, Streptophyta, Magnoliopsida, Malpighiales, Euphorbiaceae. The record is from RefSeq and is a predicted model, not a curated record. Gene Ontology annotation, cellular component: nucleus; site of double-strand break. Bases 74 to 1840 code for a protein of 588 amino acids. The transcript has 14 exons.
GCCAGAUGGACUCUGAAAUGUUUUAAAAGCUCCAAAUUUAGAAUUGCAAAGCGGCUCUCGUAUCGCAGCAGCGAUGGAGAAUUUGAAGAAGAGAUGGACUGUAACAUACACGAAGCACAUCAAGCAAAAGAGGAAAGUCUAUCAGGAUGGUUUCUUAGAUCUUCACCUCUCAACCAACAAGGUCAUGCUGUUUGAUGAAUGCGAGAAGCUAUUGGAAUGCAGGAUAUUGAAGGGCGAAGAAGUUGUGAGCGCUGGUGAAGCACUGACAUUUAAUGGUUAUUUUGUCGAUGUUGGGGAACUUGAGGGCGAGGUCGAUCAGAAGCCUAUCCCUGAUUUGAAAUUACGUGGGAAAGAAAGGAAAAUUCUCGAGAGGCCCAGGCCGAGUUUGAUGCAUCGACACAAGUUUACAAGUCCUUCAAUUUCUUCUGAAGAUGACAAGGAUACUGCAGAGAAGAGCAAAGCUCGGUUGAAUAACCUAAGCCCAUCGCAGAAAAUUAUCAGAGUUACUGGCAUUUCAGAAUUCAAAAAGAGUGAACUGCAGAGAUAUGGAGCAUUACGGAGCUGUCCAGAAUCUCCAGAUACACUAAACGCUCAUGUAACAGAAUGGCAGGUCAUGUACACAACGCAAUUGACUCAAAAAGCCAAGAAGUAUCAUGAUGGUUUCUUGCGGCUUACAAAAAGUGGAUCCCUAGGGAGGCAGAUCAUGCUGUAUGAUGCAAGCAGGAAACUUUUAGAUAGUAGGUUCCUCAAGAAAGAUGAGAUAAUAAGAUCUCAUGAAUCAGUAGUAUUUGAUGCUCAUUUGGUCGACAUUGGAGAACCUGAACAAGAAAAUCAACUUCCUAUGGAUUUGAAUGUUCAAGGAAAUAAUAUCAGUCUUAUUGGCAAAGAAAGGGUAAUGCACGAACAUCAGAAUUGUCUUGACCACAAAUCUCCGGCAAAAGAGUGGCAUGCUCUUUACACUAGUCAGAUAACUCAAAAGGCCAAGAAGUAUCACAGUGGCAUCCUUAGGCUUGCUUGUGACGCUUACAAAAUGCGGGUUACUUUACUAAAUGAAGAUAAAGCCAUCCUGAGCACUAAGCUUGUCAGUUUAUCAGAGGAAGUGAGGAGGGGAAGUACAUUUGGACUGCCAAAAUAUUUGGUGGAAGUUGGCGAUCCAUAUACUCCCAAAGAAGCUACAAACAGUGCUUGUUCAAGGAAGGAUGCUGGUUCAAAUUUUAACAUCUCCAGUAUAGGAAAAUUUCAAAGCAAUGCUUGUCCACGGGAGGAUGUAGAUUCAAGAAGCAUCUUUGCUGUAGAGGGGUCAAAAAUAAGCAAUAUCGCUCCUACAGACAAAUCCUUACGUGACAUCCAUCAAAUCUUGUCUAUUCUCCAAAAGCCUCUAGCUCAGAAGAGUGUUGUUGUAGGUUGUACUGACAACAACAUGACUGCAUCUGUUUUCUCUGCUAAGGAGAUUCACAUCUCAGAUUCAGAGGUAGAUUGUCCUAAAGACUGUCAAUUACCCAUAAUAUCUUUGCCAAAAGAUGGGCCAAGCAAAAAUAAGGAUAAUGAAGGAUCAAGUAAAUUUACAGAUAUUGAGAAAUAUACCAGUCUUAUGCCUUCCAAAGUAAUAUCUAUUCCUAGUGGUGGCCAACUUGCCAAUGACUCUGUAACUGGAAACUCUGACCAGUCUCAUCUUGACAAUACAAAGGCUGACACUAAAAGGUGUGAUGAAGCUUUUGCUUCUGGGUUUUCAAGUGGUUGUACCUCUUAUGUUCCUACUGACGAUGAAAAGAAGAGCAAUGAGCAGCUCAAGAGUACAAGGGAAACUGAUGAAUGGCCGACUUUUGAUCUUGGAUUUUGAGCAAAGGCUGAUAUUUUGAUCAUAAUACCUUACUAUUGGUGGUGAUUCUUGGUAACAUUGCACAGGUUAGUCAGUGUGAGAUUCCUCACCAUAUUGCCAUGUAUACCCAUGAUAGUAGGUGGACCCAAUUUCGUGUCCCAUUUCUUUGGGAAUACAUGCAGCGAAAGUUGUUACUGGUUAACGGGUGAGACAGGUGAUUGAUCUCUCCUGUGAUAGAGAGAAUUUAGCGGAAGAAACAAGAUUUUACUGGAUAUAAGUCUUUUAAUCCAUUUAUUUUUGGAAAGGUAGCUUCAGUUGCAAUAGCAACACAGCAACUAUAGGCUAACCGGCA